UGAAAAAACAAUACUAAAAUCAGAAGUUGACCAAACAUAGAAAUUGAGCCUAAAAUAACAUACAAAUACUCAUCAUUUCAUCUACUCACUCCACCACACUAGUUGUAUAAAUCCCCAUCUCUUUCCUCUACUUGCCACUCUCUACUACUUACAAGAUGCGAAGCAUGGCGAGCUCACGAGGCAAUAUUGCCGCCAUCGUCGGUGUGGGCCCCAACCUCGGCCUCUCCAUCGCUCGCAAGUUCGCUCACGAAGGUUACACCGUCGCGAUCCUUGCACGUGACUUAGGGAGAUUAUCAGAAUUUGCGGAGGAAAUAGCGAGGGAAGAAAAAGCACAAGUGUUUGCGAUAAGAAUUGAUUGUUCAGAUUCGAGAAGCGUGAGAGAAGCAUUCGAAGGUGUUCUUUCACUUGGAUUCGUUGAAGUUCUUGUUUACAAUGCUAAUUUUCAAUCACCUCUUCAAUCUAAGCCUACUCCUUUUCAACUUCUUCCCAUUCAAACUUUCCAAACUUCUCUUGCAGUUUCAUCUCUUGGUGCUUUCAACUGUGCUCAACAGGUGCUGCCUGGUAUGGUUGAAAGAGGAAAGGGAACCAUUCUAUUUACUGGCUGCUCCGCUUCUUUGAACGGCAUUGCUGGAUAUUCUGAACUAUGCUGUGGAAAAUUCGCUUUAAGAGCACUGUCGCAAUGCCUUGCUAAAGAAUUUCAACCACAAGGAGUGCAUAUUGCCCAUAUUAUUAUCGAUGGUCUUAUUGGCCCACCCAGAGGAUCGGCGGCCGCAACGACAACGUCUCGGGGAGGAGGUGAUCAGGGUGUUAUGGACCCUGAUGCAUUGGCUCAAACAUAUUGGCAUCUACACGUUCAGGACCGGAAUGCAUGGUCUCAGGAAAUAGAUGUUCGUUCAUCCAUCUGCUAGAUUCUUGGUGCUUGCAAUUUGCAACAACUACUCGCUUUUGCCGUCACUGGAUGCCAUUGCUAGAAUGAACUUAGAAUUAAUCGAUGAUGUUGGUACUUCGUGGUGUACUUUACAACUAUUAUUGUAUGUCAAGUAAUUAUUAUUAUUAUUAUUAUUAUUAUUAUUAUUAUUAUUAUUAUUAUUAUUUGAUGGUGCCAUCU
Lathyrus oleraceus (garden pea) is the source of this 1108-nucleotide messenger RNA. Its product is annotated as very-long-chain 3-oxoacyl-CoA reductase. The record is from RefSeq and is a predicted model, not a curated record. The transcript is spliced from 4 exons. Lineage: Eukaryota; Viridiplantae; Streptophyta; Magnoliopsida; Fabales; Fabaceae. The coding region runs from base 156 to 908 and encodes 250 amino acids.